Molecule: messenger RNA, 715 nt
Organism: Coffea arabica (coffee)
Lineage: Eukaryota; Viridiplantae; Streptophyta; Magnoliopsida; Gentianales; Rubiaceae
Source: RefSeq, a predicted model, not a curated record
ACUAGCUUGUUCCUGUAUAUAUAACCAAGUCUUCCCCAUUUCAAAUCCCAUUGAAAACACCAUAGAUUCAUCAUAGGCAGAAGAAGAAAGAAGGGAAAGAAAGGGAGGUUGGAUUGAAGAACAUGGGAAACAGUCUAAGGUGCUGUUUGGCAUGCGUUCUUCCGUGUGGCGCCUUAGACCUGAUCCGUAUAGUACACUCGAAUGGGUACGUAGAAGAAUUAACAGGCCCUCUGACGGCCGGAGAAGUCUUAAAGAACCACCCGAAUCAUGUCUUGAGUAAACCUUGCUCUCAAGGCAUGGUUCGCCGGAUUCUAAUCCUCUCACCGGAGUCAGAGCUCAAAAGAGGCAGCAUAUAUUUCUUGAUACGCUCGUCCUCGCUGCCAGAGAAAAACAAAAUCCGCAGUUUGCCUAAGAAGCCUUCCAAGAAGAGCAAGAGCGCCGCCACUAUGACUGCGGCGGAUUGCCAUCAACAUUUAACGGAAGUCUCGUCCGAUAAAAAGUCCUCCUGCCGAGAUCGCCGGAGAGGUAGAGUUGGAGUCUGGAGGCCCCAUCUCGAGAGCAUUUCUGAGGACUAAAGUCCUUUUUUUUUUUCUCCCUCCAAUUGGGUUCAACCCAUAUCUUUUUCCUCCCUUUAGACGGAGUGAUUGAUUUUGUGCAUAAUUUUCUUUUUCUUUUUCUUUUUCUUUAUGGAAAGAAGAAAGGAGUAGUCUACUUC